Molecule: messenger RNA, 2829 nt
Organism: Trichoderma citrinoviride
Lineage: Eukaryota; Fungi; Ascomycota; Sordariomycetes; Hypocreales; Hypocreaceae
Product: xylanase regulator 1
Exons: 3
Coding region: 1-2829 (942 amino acids)
Biological process (GO): regulation of DNA-templated transcription; DNA-templated transcription
Molecular function (GO): DNA binding; zinc ion binding; DNA-binding transcription factor activity, RNA polymerase II-specific
Source: RefSeq, a predicted model, not a curated record
AUGUUGUCAAAUCCUCUCCGCCGUUAUUCUGCGUAUCCCGACAUCUCUUCGGCGUCAUUUGACCCGAACUACCAUGGGUCACAGUCGCAUCUCCACUCGAUCAACGUCAACACAUUCAACAACAACCACCCCUAUCCCAUGCAGCACCUUUCACAACAUGCGGAACUAUCCAAUUCGCGUAUGAUAAGGGCCAGCCCGGUGCAGCCAAAGCAACGCCAAGGCUCCCUUAAUGCUGGCAGGAAGAAUUCAACGGGUACUGCUGGGCCCAUCAGGAGGAGGAUCAGUCGCGCUUGUGACCAGUGUAACCAGCUGCGUACCAAGUGCGAUGGCUUACACCCAUGUGCCCAUUGCAUAGAGUUCGGCCUUGGCUGCGAGUACGUCCGAGAGAGAAAGAAGCGAGGCAAGGCUUCGCGCAAGGACAUUGCUGCCCAGCAGGCCGCGGCAGCUGCAGCGCAACAGUCCGGCCAGGCCCAGGAUGGCCCAGAGGAUCAACAUCGCAAACUCUCACGCCAGCAGAGCGAGUCUUCACGUGGCAGCGCUGAGCUUGCCCAGCCUGCCCAUGACCCGCCUCAUGGUCACAUCGAGGGUUCCGUCAGUUCCUUCAGCGAUAACGGGCUUUCCCAACAUGCUACGAUGGGCGGCAUGGAUGGCCUGGAAGAUCACCAUGGCCACGUUGGAGUCGAUCCUGCCCUGGGAAGAACUCAGUUGGAAACGUCGUCGGCAAUGGGCUUGGGCCCGUAUGGUGAAGUCCACCCCGGCUAUGAAAGCCCCGGUAUGAAUGGCCAUGUGAUGGUGGCCCCGUCGUAUGGUGCCGGGCAGACCACCAUGCCCGGGUAUUCCAGCAUCUCGUAUGCUGCGCAAGCCCCGAGUCCGGCUACUUACAGCAGCGACGGCAACUUUCGACUCAGCACCGGCCACAUCCACGAGUACCCGUUGGCAAAUGGGAGCUCGCCUUCAUGGGGAGUCUCGUUGGCCUCGCCUUCGAACCAGUUCCAGCUCCAGCUCCCGCAGCCCAUCUACAAGCAAAGUGAUCUGCGAUAUCCUGUGCUUGAGCCCUUGUUGCCUCACCUGGGGUCCAUUCUUCCCGUGUCUUUGGCGUGCGACCUGAUUGACCUGUACUUUUCUUCGUCUUCAUCAGCACAGAUGCACCCAAUGUCUCCAUACGUUCUGGGCUUCGUCUUCCGAAAGCGCUCCUUCUUGCACCCCACGAACCCAAGAAGAUGCCAGCCCGCGCUGCUUGCCAGCAUGCUGUGGGUGGCGGCGCAGACCAGCGAAGCGUCUUUCUUGACGAGCCUGCCGUCGGCAAGGAGCAAAGUCUGCCAGAAGCUGCUUGAGCUGACGGUCGGGCUUCUUCAGCCCCUGAUCCACACCGGCACCAACAGCCCGUCUCCCAAGACGAGCCCCGUCGUUGGCGCCGCUGCCCUGGGAGUCCUCGGGGUGGCCAUGCCGGGCUCGUUGAACAUGGAUUCACUGGCCGGCGAAACAGGCGCCUUUGGAGCCAUAGGAAGCCUUGACGACGUCAUCACCUAUGUGCACCUCGCCACGGUCAUCUCGGCCAGCGAGUACAAGGGCGCCAGCCUGCGGUGGUGGGGUGCGGCAUGGUCGCUGGCCAGAGAGCUCAAGCUUGGCCGUGAGCUGCCGCCUGGCAAUCCACCUGCCAACCAGGAGGAGGGCGAUGGCCUUAGCGAAGACGUGGACGAGCACGACUUGAACAGGAACAACACCCGCUUCGUGACGGAAGAGGAACGCGAAGAGAGGCGGCGAGCCUGGUGGCUUGUCUACAUCGUCGACAGGCACCUGGCGCUCUGCUACAACCGCCCCCUAUUCCUUCUGGACAGCGAGUGCAGCGACCUGUACCACCCGAUGGACGACAUCAAGUGGCAAGCGGGUAAAUUCCGCAGCCACGACGCAGGCAAUUCCAGCAUCAACAUCGACAGCUCCAUGACGGACGAAUUUGGCGAUAGUCCCCGUGCUGCUCGCGGCGCUCAUUACGAAUGUCGCGGCCGUAGCAUCUUUGGUUAUUUCUUGUCCCUUAUGACCAUCCUGGGCGAGAUUGUGGAUGUCCAUCAUGCCAAAAGCCACCCGCGGUUCGGCGUUGGAUUCCGCUCUGCGCGGGACUGGGACGAGCAGGUUGCCGAGAUCACCCGACACCUGGACAUGUAUGAGGAGAGCCUGAAGAGGUUCGCGGCGAAGCAUCUGCCAUUGUCCACGAAGGAGAAGGAGCAGCAUGAGAUGCACGACAGUGGAGCGGUAACAGACAUGCAAUCUCCACUCUCGGUGCGGACCAAUGCGUCCAGCCGCAUGACGGAGAGCGAGAUCCAGGCCAGCAUCGUGGUGGCUUACAGCACCCAUGUGAUGCAUGUCCUCCACAUUCUCCUUGCGGACAAGUGGGAUCCUAUCAACCUGCUAGACGACGACGACUUGUGGAUCUCGUCGGAAGGAUUCGUGACGGCAACGAGCCAUGCGGUGUCGGCUGCCGAAGCCAUUAGCCAGAUUCUUGAGUUUGACCCAGGCCUGGAGUUUAUGCCAUUCUUCUACGGCGUCUAUCUCCUGCAGGGGUCCUUCCUCCUUCUCCUGAUUGCCGACAAGCUGCAGGCGGAAGCGUCUCCAAGCGUCAUCAAGGCAUGCGAGACCAUUGUACGAGCACACGAAGCUUGCGUCGUGACGCUGAGCACAGAGUAUCAGCGAAACUUUAGCAAGGUCAUGCGAAGCGCACUGGCUCUGAUUCGGGGUCGUGUGCCGGAGGAUCUGGCUGAGCAACAGCAACGACGACGCGAGCUUCUUGCACUAUACCGAUGGACUGGUAACGGAACCGGUCUGGCCCUCUGA